UUAGGCAUCCAAAUGGGACCCCAAUGCCAUGCACUUUCGAUUAUAAUAAUGGUGGGUUCUUCAAAACAAACUGCCAAGUAACUUUUCACCGUAGUUUCUUCUUGCAGGUUCUCUCUGUCAGAGACACCAAAGUUACUGGGUUGUUUCUCAGGGAUGAUCAAGGAGAUUACAGUGGUCUUGUGUCUGGAGUUGGCUGUAUGGCAUAUCAGGCCACCCACCCUCCACCUCCGAAGCUCUGUGGUGCCCCAGGUGGUCCUCCCGUUACAGCACCUAGAAUAAAGCUGAGAGAUGGGAGGCAUCUGUCCUACAAGGAGCAUGGUUUUCCUAGAGAAAAGGCCAAAGCUAAGAUCAUACUUGUUCAUGGCUUUGCCACUACGAAACAUGACAUAAUGAGUAUGACAGACCUUGUUCCGCAUGUUGUUGAGGAGCUUGGGUUGUACUUUGUGUCCUUUGACCGGCCGGGUUAUGGAGAAAGUGAUCCAGAUCCAAAGCGAACUCCGAAAAGUAUAGCUUUAGAUAUAGAGGAGCUUGCUGAUCACUUAGGACUAGGAUCCAAGUUUUAUGUGAUGGGGUUCUCCAUGGGAGGCCAAGUGGUUUGGGGCUGCCUCAAGUACAUACCUCAUAGGCUCGCAGGAGCAACACUAAUUGCUCCUGUUGUCAACUAUUGGUGGCCUGGCUUUCCUGCCAACUUAUCGACAGAAGCCUACUACCGGCAGAUACCACAGGAACAAUGGAUGUUAAGCGUUGCUCACCAUGCUCCGUGGCUCACCUACUGGUGGAACACUCAGAAAUUGUUUCCUGCCUCGGCUGUUAUCGCCAGGAAGCCUGAGAUUUUCUCCCGCCAGGAUUUAGAACUCGCCUCUAUGGCUGCAGAGAAAAGCGAGGACAGGCCACCAGCAACGCCGCAAGGAGAAUUUGAGUCCUUACAUCGAGACUAUAAUGUUGGAUUCGGGAAGUGGGAAUUUGAUCCCAUGGAGCUUGAAAAUCCUUUUCCUAACAAUGAAGGCUCAAUUCAUCUAUGGCAGGGUGAUGAAGAUGUACUGGUGCCAGUUAGCUUGCAGCGAUAUAUAGCCCAAAGAAUUCCAUGGAUUAACUACCAUGAAUUGCCUGGUGCUGGACAUCUAUUCCUCGCUAUCCCACGGAACUUCGAACAAAUUGUAAAGGCUCCUUUUCCGGGAAAGAAGUAAUCCUAUUUGUUGUUGGGUUAGGUGUGGACAGUGUAUCCUUGAUGCUGUUCUUAAUUGCAAACAUCUUAUGUCUUUGUGCUGUACAAGCUAUGUUUGCAAGACAUAAAUAAAUUUGUAAAAUUAGGCAUCCAAA
Molecule: messenger RNA, 1320 nt
Organism: Populus trichocarpa (black cottonwood)
Lineage: Eukaryota; Viridiplantae; Streptophyta; Magnoliopsida; Malpighiales; Salicaceae
Exons: 5
Coding region: 24-1187 (387 amino acids)
Source: RefSeq, a predicted model, not a curated record